Molecule: messenger RNA, 1608 nt
Organism: Scutellospora calospora
Lineage: Eukaryota; Fungi; Glomeromycota; Glomeromycetes; Diversisporales; Gigasporaceae
Source: the annotation of a GenBank genome assembly
AUGGAAAGUGAUGGUACUCAUAAAUCACCCCUACGUUCUAGAAAUAAUAAUAAGAAGAGCAUUUGUUGGAAGUAUUUUGAACGAAUUAAAGACCCAAAAGAUGGAAUAGUAGCAAAAUGUAAGAUUCCUGGAUGCAGUACGAGAUAUGUAUGGCACGGAUCAACUUCUAACCUUCCUGCCCAUCUUAAGAAACAUCGUAAAUCAAAAUCUUCAGCACUCACAACAUCAAUUAAAUCAUCAUUAACAAAUAAUAACUUUAACAACUUUGAAGUUAAUUUGGAAUUAAUUAAACUAAUUGUUUCCUGUCUAUUACCAUUUAGCAUCGUUGAUAAUUUAAAUUUUUCUAAACUUGUUAAUAUACACAUUACUUCUAGCAUUAUAGAAGAGCAAAUCAACAAAGUAUAUGAUCGCUUAUUCUCUCAAUUGAAAUCAAAAGUUCAGCAAGCAAAAUCUGUCAUGCUCUUAAUUGAUGAAGAUGAAGAAUAUUAUGAACAUACGGAAGAAUUUAGAAAUAUAGCUACUUGUUGUUGGCUAAAUGAGGAUUUUGAGUUUCAUAAAUCUUGCUGUGCUUUGGAUAAGUGGGAAUUAACUAAUUUGAAAUUUUAUGAUUACAAUAUUGAUAAUGAUAGCAAUAUUGAUGAUUUUAUUGAACUGGAAGAAGAAUAUCAGGAUAUUGUAUUUUUAUUCUUAGACAUUUAUGACCUGGAUUAUGAGAAUUUAAUAAGUGACAGUUUAAAGAGAUGGGCUAAACAAAUUGUCAAUAAUGUUAAUGGGCGAGACAAUGAUCAAGGAAUUUCCAAUAUUGCCACAGCUGUUCUGAAUGCUACUAAUAAUCUUUGUGAGAUAGUAGAAUUUUUGGAGCUUCAAAUAACACAAGGAGCAGUGAAUAUGCCAAUUAAUAAUAUUAAUUGUGAUUGUGAUUAUCAUAAAAUAGAACUUCUCACAUUAAUAGGACAACGGCAUUUUGAACUUUUAAUUAAUAAUCACAGUCGUUAUAAUGAACUUUCAUUAGAUAAAUUGCCAUUUAGAAUAUUACCUAAAUUAUUAGAAUUGUUUAGCUCUUUUGAAGAUGAUGUUCUCAUUGAAAAAAACAAAAAAGAUAUAUUAGUAGAUAUGUUAGUUAAUGGAUUUAAUAUUUUAACUGAGAUUUCUCAAGAUACUGAUUUAGAACACAAGGCUCUUAAAUCCUUUCUAAUAUUUUUACUUAAUUUACUUUCUUCAUAUCACCAUGAGAAAAUAUGUAAAUUUUUAGAUCCACAUUCGAAAUUAGAUGUUAAUUUGGAUGUAACUUAUUAUUCACAAUUUCCCGGUUUUACGAAUGAUAAUUUGGAAACAGCAAGGAGAGAAUUUGAAUAUUAUAUUCAUCAUAAACGUUUUUUACCUUACGCUAAUGAAAACCUUGGUCUGUAUGAAUGGUGGCAAAAAUCAAAACAUACAUUCCCUGGGUUAGCUGCUAUUGCACAAGAAUAUUUACAUUUGGUACGAAAUAAAAAAGUUACGUUAAAUAUUUGGAAAUUUAAAGAGACUUAUGAAAAUGAUGAUAUAGUUGAUAAGAUAGCAUUUUUACAUUAUAAUAUGAAGUACAUUGAUAUUUUAUUUGAUAAUUAA